AUAGAAGAGAGAGAGCGGAGCAUUGAAACAGGGACUUCCCUGAGCCUCCAUCAUCUACAGGGAGGGAAAAAAACACUCACACACACACAGCCUCCCACAUACACACACACGCACACUGUGCCGAGAGCUAGCAAGGGGCUUUAAACAGCUUCACACUAAAUAGAGACAAAGGGACUGUAACUUGCCACAAUGGAGGAAAACAUGGAUGAAUCACAAAGCCAGAAAGGCUGUAAGGAGUGUUGUGAGCGGUGUGUGGGCAGUCUGCCCUGGGCCUCUCUCAUUGCCACUAUUCUCCUCUACAUGGGUGUGGCCUUGUUCUGUGGAUGUGGCCACGAGGCUUUGAGCGGCACCGUCACCAUCCUUCAGAACUACUUUGAAGUCAUCAGAGCCCCGGGAGAAACGCUGGAUGUGUUCACCAUCAUUGACAUCCUGAAGUACAUCAUCUAUGGCCUUGCAGCUGGAUUCUUUGUGUUUGGAGUGCUGUUGCUGGUGGAGGGCUUUUUCACCACUGGAGCUAUUAGGGAUCUCUAUGGAGAGUUCAAGAUCACUGCCUGUGGACGCUGCCUGACUGCAUUCCUGAUGUUCCUGGCCUACCUGUUCUUCCUGGUAUGGCUCGGAGUGACAGCGUUCACCAGCCUGCCAGUCUUCAUGUACUUUAACGUUUGGUCCAUGUGUCAGAACACCAGCUUGGUGGAGGGAGCAAACCUCUGCCUGGACCUGCGUCAGUUUGGAGCGGUGACCAUCUCUGAGGAGAGGAAGGUGUGUACAGGAUCUGAGAAGUUCUUCAAGAUGUGUGAAUCCAACGAGCUGGACUUGACCUUCCAUCUGUUCGUGUGCACACUGGCAGGCGCAGGAGCUGCUGUCAUCGCCAUGGUCCACUUCCUGAUGGCUCUAGCCGCCAACUGGGGCUAUCUGAAGGACGCCAGCCGGAUGCAGAAGUACGAGGACAUCAAGUCGAAGGAGGAGCAGGAGCUGCAUGACAUCCACUCUACGCGCUCCAAAGAACGUCUCAAUGCCUACACAUAAACACACACCCAAGAGAAACGACCCACGCACACUUACCUGUCAGACACACACAAGAUGAUACAUGCGCACACACACACACACACACACACACACACACACACACACACACACACAGACACACACACAGAAACACUCACACACAGGUCUAGGGAUAGCAGAAACAUACGUUACAUACAUGAGUGAAAAAACAACACAAACAUACACUCAAACACAACAGAUAAAGACACGAGUAGGCAGAAAUUAGUUGAUUACAUAAACACGAUGAAAACACAGACACCACGCAGUAGUUUAUUGACUCAGGUGGUCUAUGCUAACAUUUAGCGGCCGCUACGUUGGUUUGCUCCAUGCUUUUAUUAACCCUGACUAAAGCUUUAACUUAAAGGUGAAAACAAGCAGAGGCCACUUCCCUCUGCCCACUGCCAGAUUGUAUCCUACUAAAACUCACUGAUUAGAGGCUCCAUGAUUACAGGAUUGCUUAAUUAGAAUUGUUCCAAAAAGAAAAUCUGGCUACUUCAAAUUUAAGGAGCUCAUGAUAUUAUUCCUUCAUAUAGCCUAAGGAUCUAAAUUUACCAGGGCAGGCCUCAGCCUUUUGGGGCCUUAGCUUGCCUUCGCCCAGUUUCACAAAGUAGCUUUGCAUAGUGUGAGUGUGCAAAACAAUCAGCUGGAACUGGCCUCACAGACAGAAACCAAAAUAACCCUGGCAAAGAUAUGAAAGAUUUAGGGGAAGAAAGUACAGUGCAUGAUUAAAAAAAAGCACAAGAAACAUACAAGAUAAUAACACUUUCAGAAAGACAAAUAAUGAGCAGAAGAACCCAAAGAAAUGUCAUAUUUUAAUUUGCUUGUUUGUGCCGCCCCGGUGGCCUUAAGCAUCUAAUUAGUGUGCUUAAUGUUCGGGCCAGCUUUGCCUUUUCUUUUUAAAAAACGCCAACGUUUUCUUGAAAGGUUGGUGGGUUUUUUUGUGUCCCUUUCACUGGCCUACCAUCAGUCACCAUAUGGUGAUCUCCACAGCUUGCUGCUGAACGGCUAUGAGCUAUUAGCAUGCCACACUGAAGUCAACAAUCUACAGCCGACAUACGAUUAAGUUUGGUGUCUAUGAGCUCAUCCUUUUAUGUGGGGGCCUUUCAAAAAGGGGCAAUGUCACUGUAUCUCCCCAACAGCCUCAAUACCUGCAGUACACACACAUCACAUGUCCACACACACACACACACACACACACACACACACACACACACAUAGAUGUGGCUGAAUGGUCGGUGUUGUGCAGGCAGUGUUGUAUGGUGGUGUCAUGCUGUGUCGUGUCGUUUCGCCACAUUAUGAUGACUGGUAUUGCAGAGAAAUAUGGCCCCCCAAGGAAAUGUGUACCUCCUGAGUACAAAUGGGUAGCUUUGAUAACGUUUCCUCCCCUCCCCCUCUCUUUUCGACUCCUUUUACCUCCGACCCUACCCAUCCUCUUUCUCUACGAUGUGACCUCUUCAUGCUGAGCCCAGUUUCAUUAGUUGUUCCACGUAUUCGUGUUACACAUGCCGACCGGUGUGUCCCACAGGUGGCUGUUAGCAGCGCAGGGGGUUGGGAUUUUUGAAAUGAUGAUAAUGACAUAUGUUGAUUGAAACAAGAUGCAGAUGAAAAUGAUGUCAUAAUUUCUCCAAAUUCCCCCAGCAUUGCUCUAUUUGUACUCUGUAUCACAUAUCAGGCUCCUUACGCUCACUUGAACUAAAAGCACUUAAUUUCAAAGAGGCCAUUUCAGACACCUAGUGAAACGGGGCUCUGCGUCCUCCCCCCCUUCAUCCCCAGUUUGUAUAAACUUGUGAUUUGUCCUCAGAAACAGCACAUCUUAGCAGCACAAAGUCUUUUUAACGUGUGUCAUGUUCUCAUCAGUCUGAUAAAUAAUGUUUUUUCUCACUUUUUGGAAUUUUUGCCACAUUUUUAUCAGUAUUAUUUAUGUGUAAUUUUAGCAUUGGGGGUAUUUAAAACGGGGCAGGUGUGUAAGGGGAGGGGUGGGGUUAUAUCACUUUCACAUUUUCAUGUGAUGACUAUAUUUCAGUGGUUCUGCACACACACACAAAUACACAUAGAAACACGUACAAACGCAUACACACCAAUCAUCUCGAGGGAUUCUGUUCUCUCGUCGUCAUGUUUUCUUUUGUGUAUCUUUUUUUUUUUUUUCAACGAGCCCUGAUGUGACCAAAAUUAUAGUUUAUUUGUAAGUUGAAUUCGACUUGUCGUUGAUGUGAACAGAUGAUUACUGUGAAUUCUGGGUGGUGUGGUGGUUGUGCACAAGCGGCAUCACUGAAGGUUGUAAAGGCUGAGCUGGUUAGCUUUGGUCUGAGCAGGAUGGAGGAUUCAUUUGCCAAAAGAAUUUUAAGGUUUAAAUAUUGGUAACCUCUUAGGAGGAGUUUGUAAGGUGUUUGAAAUGGAUGACAUGGAGUGGAACUUGGAACCUGGAGGUGCUGAAGGAA
Epinephelus moara (kelp grouper) is the source of this 3482-nucleotide messenger RNA. RefSeq names its product glycoprotein M6Ab (gene gpm6ab). The record is from RefSeq and is a predicted model, not a curated record. The transcript is spliced from 7 exons. NCBI's taxonomy places the organism in Eukaryota, Metazoa, Chordata, Actinopteri, Perciformes, Serranidae. Gene Ontology annotation, cellular component: filopodium; plasma membrane; axonal growth cone. Gene Ontology annotation, biological process: neuron projection development. The coding region runs from base 190 to 1026 and encodes 278 amino acids.